AUGUUUGCAAGGGCCCCUGUCUGUUUCGCCUGCAAGCGACUGGUAGCUCUGCGGCCCUUGAGACGACCGCAGGAUCAAUACAUUCAUGCGGCGCCGACAUUGGAGCUCCCCCGCCGGAGGGAUUUCUUCUCAUCAAAUGCCAUCCUGGCGCAAAACCAACCGAACAGGAAUGAUGAAUCAAUCGAUCAACUAGAACAUCAGAAACAGCGGAAACGUGCUAGUAGAGUCCCAGCAGCACCAACUUCCCUACGUCGAGUUGCCGUGGAGGCACAAAGGUCGAGGGAUGGGGUUCUUUCAAAAGCCCAGCUCAAGGAGCAGGGCAUUGACCAGACUAAGACAGUGACUGCCUACGCCGUAGCCGAGAAAUUUGAUAUUCGCAAAGCCCGGGAAAUCUUGCAAGACAAAGGGUAUGAGGCGGAUCCACUAGAGACAGGUCUCUAUCCCCAAGUCGUCCACGUCCAAAUACCCAUCGAUUCAAUACGCCGGGUGGGAAACCCAUCGACCACUGGAUUGUCGUCCGAUGAAGCUGGCGAUGUGUUUGUCUUUCCGUCUGGAACGGUGGUGGCGUGGGCCCUCCCCGAAGGAUUCACCUCGUUUCUGGCAACAAGAACUCUACUCCCCGCAGCUGAAGGAGCUCAUGUGGAUGAUCUGGAAACGGAAGACCUUGAAUUCGUGGAAGAUCCAAGGCGAGACAAUAGCAGCAUCAAGGGCGACACCAUCAUUUUGGGCACGCGAAAUGGAGUCGACGGGCUAGGAAUGCCUCCUGCGAAACAAGAAACUAUUGACACAGUUCUGACUAAGGUUGCAUUUUCCUCGGGCCUAGCUCGAAGUACGAAGCUGGCUGUUCUGGAAAGCCUUUUGUCGAAUUAUUUCGAGUCGACACGCACUAUCCCCACACUUCUCUCUCAAGGUUCACGUCUCCCAUAUACCCGGGACUUCAUUCUUCGCAAGACCGGGCAGCUUCUCAGCGUCCGUGCACAACUCAAUCUUUACUCCGAACUUACGGACUCUCUUCCAGACCUUUUCUGGGAUAGUCGACAUGAGCUUGGCCUUGAGGGGUAUUACGAACAGGUGGGCAGAGCCUUGGAUGUAGGGAUCCGUAUCAAGCUCCUGAACGAGAAGAUGGACUACGCGCAAGAAAUUGCGAGUGUGCUGCGAGAACGUCUCAGUGAAACACACGGUCUCCGACUGGAGUGGAUCAUCAUUUUGCUCAUUGCCGUCGAGGUCGGCUUCGAGGUGCUGCGGCUGUGGAAAGAGAGAGUGCAUGAGCAGGAAGAGAAUACGCGGAAGGAGGCGUCCGUCAUCUAA
Penicillium cinerascens is the source of this 1308-nucleotide messenger RNA. RefSeq names its product RMD1 family protein. The transcript has 2 exons. Gene Ontology annotation, biological process: positive regulation of mitochondrial translation. The record is from RefSeq and is a predicted model, not a curated record. Bases 1 to 1308 code for a protein of 435 amino acids. NCBI's taxonomy places the organism in Eukaryota, Fungi, Ascomycota, Eurotiomycetes, Eurotiales, Aspergillaceae.